Molecule: messenger RNA, 767 nt
Organism: Haliotis rufescens (red abalone)
Lineage: Eukaryota; Metazoa; Mollusca; Gastropoda; Lepetellida; Haliotidae
Exons: 6
Coding region: 59-718 (219 amino acids)
Source: RefSeq, a predicted model, not a curated record
ACAUGUGCCAGAUAAUACACCUCGACCACUAAACUGUGUUCUAGGUCUGGGCGGCGUCAUGCUGCUGGUUCUAUAUUACUUGGUGGUGGUGCAUGUUUUACCUUCGGACUCUCAGUUUGAUGGAUGUCUACGGAAACAGUUCAACUGCGUUGCCGCCAAGUUUAGGGGGGAGUACACACCGCUUGGAUUUCACCUGACAGACAGCACGGAGAAGAUCUUCUAUGACGAAGAUAGAAGAAUGAUAGCGAGAGAGGAGUAUGGACAGAAGGAGGGACAACCAUUCCUGACAUUCCGCCUCUAUGACUACCCAAACGAGACGUUGUAUGAUGUGUUCACAGUCGAUGGCAAAGAGACGUGUGUGAAGCUGGCCUUGUAUGAGCCUUUCGAGAAGGUGUGCAUGCCAAACAUGACACAGGAAAUCUGGCUGAAGUCUCCGCUAGGAUCCCUCCCAAACAUGGUGCCCACACAGAGAUUUAAAUGGGAGGUUGGCAACCUGACGACCGAACUGACCUACACCUACUUUAAGCAACCGGUCCUACUGGAUACGUAUGGCACCGACCAGGAUGGAGUAUCUGUGUUUGAGACAGUAUGGAUCCAGAACAUCACACACACGGCAGUCAGUGCUGCAGUCUUCACCCCUCCUCCAAGUUGCGGAGACGCAGUGUACCAGACUACUCCCAAACCCUACAGACUGAAAGUGGGAUACCUCUCCUUUUGACUGACUACAUACAGUCUGUAGCAAUAAAGGCCAUGUAACUAGCAAAUCA